UAAAAGACCCAUUAAAAUCUGAUUUAUUGGAACAUAUAGUUGGAAACGGACAUUUUGCCCACAACGUCCUAAUGUAAAAAAAUCUGCUCUCCUUAAGAGCCACUAAACAAAUAGACCUCUACCCUGAGUGACUUUUAAUGUAAUAGAAAUUAGUUCAAGUGAUAAAGGUUAUUGUAAGAGGAUCAAUUAAUGUAACUGUUUCUUAAUAUAAUAACUGGAAUCCAAGUUUUUUAUAGGGUAAGAUUAGUGGGAGUGUUCAUGGAGAAUUACUCAAUACAUCUUGCGACAGUCAAUAGCACAAAGUUCAGUGACCAAGUGGAGCAAGACAGAGGAACAAGAGAAGAGUUUUCGAGAGGUUUGGUGGAGUAAGCAGCACUUCAGGAUCGACCGCUAUAAGGAUUAUACUCAAACACGGUGGAGGUGAUCUCAGAUGGAUUACGCCAUGAAGAUGCUCACCCUGCCGACUCCAUCUUCCCUCUCCAGUUCUGUGACCUCCAUGACUCAGCAGCUCCUGACGGGUCGAGCUCCUCGGCCAAAGCCCUUCAGGGUCUCAAAUGCCGACCGCAGCGUGAAGAAGGGCAUCAUGGCCGACACGCUAGAAGACCUGAUUAACAAGGUCAUCGACUCGUUGAAUGUAGCGUGUGUCGGCGCCCUGGUGCUGGAUGAAGACGGCACAGGGGUGGACACAGAGGAGUACUUCCAGACGCUGCCUGAAAACGCCGUCCUCAUGGUGCUGGAGAAGGAAUGCAAGUGGACCCCACCUCCGAACAGCCCCUCCAAAGACCAGCUGAGUGAGCUCAAGCCACAGCAGCGGAAAGAUGUGGUCAAGUUGACUUUUGACCUCUACAAAAACCACCCCAAGGAUUUCAUCGGCUGCCUGAACAUGAAAGCAACCAUGUACGGUGUUUAUUCUCUGUCCUACGACCUGCGCUGUCACAAUGCCAAAAACAUGCUGAAGGAGGUUCUGCGAUGGGCCAUCUUCACCAUGCAGGCCACGGGACACGUCCUGCUGGGCUCCUCCGGCUACAUCGAGCAGCAGCUGCUGGAGGAGGAGGAGCGGGCGGAGAGGAGCCUGGAGCUGCCGCAGGUGAGCCGGAUCGAGCUGCCGCAGGAGAGCCGGAUCGAGCUGCCGCAGGCGAGCCGGAUCAGGCAGCUGCAGAGCAUGCUGCUGGCGAAGAUCAUACGCUGAUGAAGAACUGAAGCUGACAAUGGUCCACUAUGAGACGUAGGACACCAUGUAGAUGGUCACAGAUGAGAUGGGGAUCUCUACAUGUUCAUGUCCCAGUUUGCGGACAUUGCAUCAGUCUGUCACUUUCUUGCUCUGUUACAUUUUUAUGCACUUUAUGUACGCUGAUACCACAUUGUAUUUGACAGAAAGCACCUUUACUCACUUAUGUAGCUUCAUCCUAGGGUAAUGAAUAAAUAAAAGUACAACUGUUUUUAAAAGGACAUAUUCUGCUCUUUUUCAGGUUCAUAUUUGUGUUUUGUGCCUCUGUGACAUGUUUACAUGCUUUAUUGUUCAAAAAGGUCUUUAUUUCUCUCAUACUGCCUGUGCUGCAGCACCUCUUUUCACCCUCUGUCUGAAACCAGAGCCCAGUCUGCUCUGAUUGGUUAGCUGGCCGGCUCUGUUGUGAUUGCUCAAUCGCUUAAAGAUGUGCCGCCCCUUAGCCUAUCACGUACAAUGUGUUGUAGCCCUAGCCAAUAGAAGUGCAAGUCUUGCAUAUGGAUGUCAUUAUGAUACGGAAGAAAUCCAAGGAGUCCAAUGGAGGCGUUUCAGGCAGGGGGUGUUGGAGAGAAAACUUCCUUUUGAGGGAACUUUGGGAUUUUAGCAUUUGCAGACCAUUAACAUGCACACAAUCCUAUAAAACACGCCUCUUUAAACUUCCCCUUGCAGAAUGUCCAUUUAAAUAUACAUACAGCUACGAAUGGGCCUAUAGUGUAUGUGCAGAGUUAGCCCAUUAGCUGGCUUUGUGUGUGUGACUCCUGUUUGAAGUCUCUGUAAUUGGCAACAGGUCCAGCUGUCCCUCCCACGUUCCCCUAAUUGUCCCCCGGCCUGCACCGUCCUGUCAGCUGCAGCCUGCCUCAGAAAAGCAGAGGAAGAGAAACCAGCUGCAGGGGGCGAGGGACGGAAACAAGCUAUUAUACCCAGAGAAAAGAGAGAUGAUGGCUUCAGCUGGUGGCAGAUCGUUCCCUUUUGCUAUCUUGAUGUGAACGGUGGCAGCUUUGGACGGGUUUUGAACUGAAUUGGCUCUCUGAUAAUACCUGAAGAUACAUGUCUGAGGUUAACAUUCAGCAGGUCAACAGUUGGAGUGUGAAUGUGGGCUACAAACCUGGUGUUAUAUUUCUUUUGUCUCUUUUUUUCUAUAUUAUAACUGGAAUAAAUAGAAAUCUGGCCACA
Trematomus bernacchii (emerald rockcod) is the source of this 2398-nucleotide messenger RNA. Its product is annotated as cell death activator CIDE-3-like. Bases 431 to 1189 code for a protein of 252 amino acids. Gene Ontology annotation, biological process: apoptotic process; regulation of apoptotic process. The record is from RefSeq and is a predicted model, not a curated record. The transcript has 6 exons. Lineage: Eukaryota; Metazoa; Chordata; Actinopteri; Perciformes; Nototheniidae.